UCACAUUGUUUAUCAGCUCCCCAUGCCAAACCUUAUCACCACUUGGUUAUUCAAUUAUUACCUUAAGAAAUAUAGGUCCUAUUUUAUGCUACAGUAUUUAGUGGUGGAAGAAUAUUUUGAUUUGGGAUUUGGGAAUCGUUGCCAACCCCAUGUUGGGCAUUCUACAGACUGGAACCAAGAAGUGAAGGUGUAAAAUUACAACACAGUAGUUUUUGUAUUGAAGAUUCAUGUUUCCAAAAGGUGAAAGUGUCAACACAAACUAGUUUUUGUAUUCAAGGUUCUUGUUUGAAGACUUGGCUAGGAUGUCUACUGGCAGGGCUUUACAAUUCUUGGACCAAAGAGAUCUUGGAUGUUGUACCUAUAAAGAAGGAUUCACAGAGCCAAUGAAACCCAUGUGCCUCCAUAGUUACUCUCUUUGCUGUGAGGAAAGUUCAGUGGAAAGACACGUCUGCAAACUGAAAUGUCUAAAAUGUGAUCAAAAACACAAACAAAAAAAAGAAAAUUUUAAAAACCUCAUAGAAAAUGAAAAUCAAAGAACGUGCUCAAACUGUGAUAAUCAACCAAAAUACCACUGUUCUGAAUGUUUACUAUACUUAUGUUUACAAUGUUGCAAACACUACAAGAUAAUACCUUCACAGAAAGACCAUCCAUUAGAUAGGAAUGGAGGAUGUAGCAAAGAUGAUCACAACAAAUGUCCAAUUCACUGUACAAAUAUAUUGGAAUUUUACUGCUCAACUUGCAAGAAAUCAGCAUGUAAGCAAUGUGAACAUGUUCUUUGUUGUUUUAAAAAUAAACAUAACAUAACUGAAAUACAAACUAUUGUGGAGAAUUUUCACCAAACUGCUACUGAACUUACCAAAAAAGCUCAAAGCAAUAAACAAAAUUUGAAAAGAACACUUGAUUUAAUACCUACGGAUGUGUCUGAUUUUGAAUCUAAUGUAAAAUUAUGCAGAACAGCUAUUGAAGUAAAGGAGAAGACACUUAUCAAGAAGGUUGAAGAGAAAAGCCAAACAAUAAUCUCACAGCUUGAAGAUAUAUACAAAGGAAUAAAAGAAGACAUUAAUUUAAAACUCACUCAAGUAAAUAAUCUAAUGGUCACAAUCCACAGAAUUAUGAACAAACCAGAAGAAAUAGAUACACUUGGAUCCCAUAAGAUAAAAGCUAUUAGAGACAAGUUCCUAGAAAUAGAUGAUAAUAGUAUUAUUCCAAAGUUUAUUCUAUCUACCAAUACAAAUUUGGAAGAGUUGAUAAAUACUGAGGGCAUUGCUACAUUCGCAUAUAUUGACUGCACGUACAAGGUUGCUCAAGAUGAUGAAGCAAUUACUGUCACCAAAGGACAACCAUUUGUAGUAAAAGUAUCAAGUUUAGCAGACACAUGUCAGUUAAAAGCCACCCUAAAGAAUUCAUCAGAAAACACUGCCACUGAGAUAGAAUAUCAUGGAAGUGGAGAGUACAAAAUAACAGGUAGAUGCAAUGUGGAAGGUGAAUGGCAAAUGAAGAUCACUGUUGGGGAGAUGGAAAUCAAAGGAUCUCCAGUGAAUAUCAAGGUGGAAUCACUGGGACUUGUUCAUGUCAUUGGUGACAUAUCAGUAUACAAAAAAGAUCAAGAAGAAGGUAGAGCAACAGAUGUAGUGUUGGACACAAACGGAUACAUUUUAGUAUCAAGCUCCAGUGAUGAUAUAUUGAAGUUCAACCAAUCGGGAUUAUUUGUUGCUAGGAUACAGGUACCACAAAACGUGAGAGUCAAAAGAAUGCAUCAUAUGGAUGAUGGUCACUUGAUGUACAGUCCUGCCUAUGACAAUUGUGUUGUAAUGUGUGACAAUAAAUUUGAAGAAAUUCGCUCACUUGGUAAAGGAAUAUUAGAGUGUCCAAGUGGCUUGGCAGUAAACAAUGAAACUAGAGUACUAUAUGUAGCAGAUAAUGAUGCUAACUGUGUGUUUAAAUUUAAUGUUGAUGAUGGUAGACUACUAGGUAAAAUAGGUUCAAAAUGUAGUAUAGAAGGUCAAAUGAUAAAGCCAAUUGAUGUCACUUUAACUAAAGAAGGUAACGUGAUUGUUGCUGAGUUUGGAAAUCACAGAAUUCUAAUGUUUGAUGUAAAUGAUAAUUUUAUAGGAGUUGUAUGCCAUGAGUUUUGGCAUCCUAAUGGUGUAACCAUGGAUAUGUAUGAGAAUAUAAUAGUGGCAAGUGUUCAUAAACUAGAGCUAUUUGAUAAACAUGGUUUCUUCAUAAAAAGAAUAGAUCUUGAUGAUGAAUUAAUUUCAUCAUGUGGAAUCGCUGUAAUCUCAAAUAGACCAAGAAGAGUAGCAGUAGCAAACUACACCACAAACAAUGUUAAAAUUUUUAAUUACUAAAUUACAUUAAAAUUAAUUUGUAAAUACAGUAGUUUCAUAAUUCCCAGACAUAAAUCUGUCAACAGUUGAUGAAAAAAAAGAACAGAUAAAACUUGCCCUGUUACGCCAUUUAUUUACUAAAAAAAUAAUGGCCAGUGGUUGACCGUUUCAUCCACCAAAAUAUGAGGCCUAGCAUCAUGGCUUCAUAUGACAAAUUUGAACUUGGUUUUAUGACGUUUAUCAUUUCAAAGGUCACAAGAAUUCCAGCUUGACCAUGAUUUCCAAAGUCACAUUAUGUGGCCUAAUAAAUGAUGCUUAAGCCUGGUUUCUUAUUGUAAUCGUAUUGUGUGUAAAGCAGUUCCUGACGCAAUCAGGCAGACUCUCCAUUUUGACCGAUCAAUCAGCAUCACUGAAAGCUGUCAGCAAUAGCAUGUACGUAGCUAUUGUAUGGAAAAAAGCCUUACAUUUAUUUGAACAUUAAAAGCCUUGAAAUCUUCAGUAACAUACAAAGGUAGAGGAUUUUAAGCAGCUACUGUGAAGAAUUCAAUUUAUGAAUGUUUCUAUACAAUAAAUGAUUAUUGUAGUAUGAGUUAUAUUUCCAAAUAAGAAAGUAUAAUACAUACUCCAUGUACUGAAAUGCACGCCAUCGUGUUGGGAUUCAAUAUUUCGACAUCAAUUAUGUCAUCAUCAGGAAUGUUAUCUUUCCAAUUGACAGGAAAGUUUCCUGUAGAUUGGUAUUUUUAUGCCUUUAUAUAGAACACAAUAGUUAAUAUGGUGCCAACUAUUGUACUUUAUUGAAUUAAAUCCACUUCCUUCUCAGAUUUCCUCCUUUGAUACUAACAGAAAAUUGAAUGGUGCUCAUUCAAUUAUGCAUAGAUUUUUAUAAAUUAAGCUUUCACCUGCAACAUGGUGUUGAAACAUAAUAGAUAAAAACAGGUAAAUCCUGAUAUUGUAGUGAAUUAGUAGAGUCUACUCCACACAUAUUCAGGGAAUGGGAUAUUCCAGGAGAUAUACCUAACUGGUUUUUUAGUGGAAAUAUGAGGAGAAACAUGUCAGGUUCACACAAAAGCCCUAGUAUCCGGAUCGGAAGCUAACCGUUAGCGCUAACGAUUAGCAACUAAUUGUGAACAUCCGAUCAGUUAGUGCUAACCAUUAUCAUGAUCCAGAUAUGCUAAUUGUUAGUGAUCGCUAUCAGUUAUCAUGUUCAGAGCAUUUAUAUCAUUGACCAAUCACACGUACAUGUUUCCAAUUUUCUAUUGGCAGUGAUUCGAUCAUCAUCUUCUUGGUAUUUGGAUCAGGGAUUGCCUGGAACAGCUGCUAACGGUUAGCAGGAUGCGGAUACUAGGGUUCUUGUGUUAAUAUUUCUGUAGGCCUACACACAGGAUCAACUGUAUUUCUGUGUCAAAUACUGCUCUUAGAGCGAUAACCCUAAUCACAUUAUGUAUAAUUAACUCGUAUGUACAAUAGUAUUCCUCUUAGGCUAAGUUCACACACAGCAGUUAACGGAACAAACUCCCAACAAGACAUCCCAAAUACAUCUCCAAACACUUUGUCUGAACUUAUAUCAUUUAUUUUUAUUUCAUUUUGAAUAAUAAAAUAACUGACUGCAUUUUUCCCUUGCCUUUUGUUUUUCACAGGCUGGCAUUUACUUUUUGGGGCCAUUGUCUCUAUUACAAUUCCUGAGCAACCGGUCGUCUGUGGCAGGGUAAAUGUGUUUUAAGUUCCUUUGUUCAAGUCACCUAUUGUAGGCAGAGGUCCGGGAGUGCACCAGGGUGGUAAUGGAUGGUGACCCCAAAGAGUAUUUGCGUCUUUAUUUUGCUUGUCUACAGAUCCAUGUCAGUUUAAAUAAAUAAUUUUAAAAUGAAUAAAUAAAUACAAAAAAUAAAAUAAAUAAAUAAGAAAAAAAAAUGCAGAAAUGAAGCUACACUUUGCAGAUUAAAAACGGUGCCGCAAGCACCUCUUUGUAA
Messenger RNA from Anneissia japonica, 4297 nucleotides. RefSeq names its product tripartite motif-containing protein 2-like. The record is from RefSeq and is a predicted model, not a curated record. The coding region runs from base 303 to 2351 and encodes 682 amino acids. Gene Ontology annotation, biological process: negative regulation of translation; protein polyubiquitination; proteasome-mediated ubiquitin-dependent protein catabolic process. Gene Ontology annotation, molecular function: ubiquitin protein ligase activity; protein binding; zinc ion binding. Lineage: Eukaryota; Metazoa; Echinodermata; Crinoidea; Comatulida; Comatulidae. The transcript has 2 exons.